Molecule: messenger RNA, 1206 nt
Organism: Prunus dulcis (almond)
Lineage: Eukaryota; Viridiplantae; Streptophyta; Magnoliopsida; Rosales; Rosaceae
Exons: 2
Coding region: 1-1206 (401 amino acids)
Source: RefSeq, a predicted model, not a curated record
AUGCCAAAAGGUGAAGAUUUCAGACCUGAAAUUGAUAUGGCAAACCCAGGUUUCAAAAUAGGUUUAAAGUUUGCAACUGCCGAGUUGUUUAGAAAAGCUGUGAGGAUAUACUCCAUUAAUUGUGGAAGGGAGUUGAUAUUUAUGAAUAAUGACCGUAACAAAAUAAGAGUAGUAUGUGAAGAGGGCUGUCUUUUUGUUAUCCAUGCUUCAAGUGUUAGUGGUAGCACUUACCUGCAGGUGAAAACCUUUAAUCCUACACAUGUUUGUAGUAAGGGGACUAAAAAUAUACAUGCCACUGCUGCCUGGUUGGCUGAAAGAUAUUCAGGGAAGUUAAGGCUCAAUCCAAAUUGGACUGGUUCUUCUUUUGCAGAGCAAGUUCACCAAGACUAUGGUUAUAGACCAUCUAGAGCAACUUUGUACAGAGCAAGAGCCUUGGCAGUUGACAUUGUAGAGGGGUCUUACAGUAAACAAUAUGAAGUAUUGUGGGAUUAUUGUCAUGAGUUAAGAACCAGAAAUGUGGGAAGUACAGUUAUCAUUAAAUCUGAAAUGGAAGGGCCUCACCCUAGGCAAGUGCUUUCUGCAAUGGGAGUUGAUGCAAACAACGGAAUGUUUCCACUUGCCUAUGCAUAUGUAGAGAUUGAGAGCAAUUCAACAUGGCUGUGGUUUUUAGAAUUAUUGAGUGGUGAUCUGAAUAUAACAAAUAGCCAUGGUUAUGUAUUUAUGACUGACAAACAAAAAUGGUUAAUAGAUGCUGUGGAUGCUCUAUUCCCUCAUGCAGAGCAUAGACAUUGUUUGAAACAUCUAUAUGGAAACUUCUAUAUGGAACAUAGAGGUCUUGCUUUGAAACAUCAAAUGGAAGCAAUUGCUAGGGCCACAACAGUGCCAUGGUUUCAUGCAGAGAUGAGAAAGUUGUUGGAGUUGUCUAAACCUGCACAUGAUUGGCUUGUAGAGAAAGAUCCUGCGCAAUGGAGUAGGGCAUAUUUCAAGAGUGAUUCCAAGUGUGACAUGCUUAUGAACAACCUAUGUGAGGCAUUCAACCAUAGCAUAAUGGAUGCUAGAGACAAGCGUGUUUUGACUGUGCUAGAAAGAAUUCGGUUGUAUAUAAUGUUGUUGAUGGCUGGAAUAAGGGUUUUCUGUGAGAAAUGGCAUGGACAAGUUGGGCCAAGAAUUAGAAAGAUAUUAGAGAAAAACAAAGGAAAAGCUUAG